AUGAGUGCAAAGAGCAAAUUAAUACUUCAACUAGCACUCAACCAGGAAAUCAACGAAUACAAUAAUUUCAGUGAUGAUGAUGAAGAUAGCUUGACUUACGCUACAUUAACCCCGGUACCAAUACCUGUUGAAAUGCAGGCACAGGACAGCCGUAAUGUCCGUAAUUCAACAGAUGGUUCUAAUUAUUUGAGAGUCAUUAACCCAAAUAGCAGCCAGAAGGAAAUUCCCGACAAAUCCUCCAUUAUUACUUCAAAGGAACCAUUUUCUGAUGAAAAGCCACUGAAUGAAGGAAUCCCUUACGCAGAACCAAGUUCAAGUUAUGUGGAGUCUGACACUAGAAUCGAUGUCGAAGACGGGAAUUUUGGAUUUACCGAUAGUUAUGAACCAUCCAGCGAUGAUGAAGAAUCUUCAGAAUCUGAAGAACUCACAAGAGAACCAAGAAGAGAGCGUGAUUUAGAAGUUGAUUCUAAUGGUGGAAAGCUUACUCAAGAAAAUGCUGAAUUGAGAAGGGAGAGUGAUUCAGAUGUAGAUAUUAACGCUGCCGAGCCAGUCCAAGAAAAUGCGACUGAAAAGCUCACUCGGAAAAGAAAGAGAGAUCCAAAUUCAUGGAAGAGAAAUGUGCAGAAAAAUUUAAGAUUGGAAGGAAAACAGUACUAUACACAGAAAGGUAAACUUAAAGGUGCUAAAUCUGUGAAAGAUAUUGUAUGUCGUUGUCAUUAUAAAUGUCAACAAUAUUUUACAAAGGAACAGCGAGAAGAAAUUCUAUCAAAUUUUCUUGAGCUAAAAUCUCAAGAGCUUAAAUGGAAUUUUAUUAUAAAACACGUUUCUUGUAUUCCAAAAAAACGAUGUUAUAGUGACAACAAUGACAGACGAUCAAAGACUUUUGUUUAUCAUUUAACAUCAAAUCAAGCUUUUCGCCAAGUUUGUCAAAAAAAAUUUCUCGCAACUCUGAACAUUUCUAGCAGGACAGUCAGAACCGCAGUUAGCAAGAGUUCUGAAACAGGCAUAAUUCAACCAGACUUGCGUGGUAAAAAAAGUCCUCCACAGAAAAAACCUGAAAAUGUAAAAAAUGUUAUCAGAGAACACAUAAAAUCAAUUCCUGUAGUUUCGUCACAUUAUUGUCGAACAACGACAAAAAGAAAUUAUUUGCCUCCCAAUCUUUCCGAAAAACGGUUGUAUGAAGACUACAAACUUUUUUGCGAAGAUAGAGAUGUCGUUCCAGAAAAAUUUAGCUUUUACAGAAAUGUUUUCGUUACUGAAUUUAACCUUGGAUUUCAUCAUCCAAAAAAAGAUCAGUGCGAUUUGUGCACGAAAUUCAGUUCUUUGGAAGAACAAGAAAAGUUUCCACUACAAGAAGAGUACGAUUUACAUCUAAUUAGGAAACAAGAAGCUAGGGACCAUAAAAAAGAGGACAAGGAACGAUCCAAAGUAAAUAAUAGCUUCGCUUCUUAUACAAUGGACAUGGAAAAAGUUCUUGUAACACCAUCCCUCAAUGUCGGUAAAUUAUAUUAUGCUCAGAAGUUAAAGACUUACAACUUUACUGUCUACAACUUGGCAACUUCUGAAGCUACUAAUUAUAUGUGGCAUGAAGGUGUGGGAACGAAAGGAUCCUCAGAAAUUGCAACUUGCUUGUGGCAUGUUCUGCAAAAUCUUGAUCCUUCCGUGAAAGACAUUAUUUUUUAUUCUGAUACCGCAUCCGGGCAAAACAGGAAUUGUAUCAAUGCUGCAAUGUUUCUUAAAGCUGUUUCGGAGUUACCGGUAGAAGUUGUGAACCAGAAAUUCAUGGAAUCUGGGCAUUCUGAAAUGGAAUGUGACAGUGUUCAUUCUAGCAUUGAGACUAGGGGCAAUAAAGUUGACAUUUUUACGCCUGAAGGUUGGUAUGCAACUGCACGCACGGCAAAAAUAAAAAAACCUUUCUAUAAAGUAGUUGAACUUAACUUUGAUCAGUUUUUAAAUUUUAAAAAGUUUUCUUCUCUGGUCAUCAAAAAUCGAAACAAAAAUGAAAAAGGAGAAACCGCCAAUUGGCUCAAAAUGAAAUGGAUACAGUAUAGAAAGGCAGAUCCUACCAGAAUAUUUUAUAAAGAUCAACUUUCCAAUCCAGAAUUUCAAUCUAUUCUCAUAAAAAAGAUCUCCACAAGGGCUGCCAGCGGUUUAAAGGUUAAUGUUGAACGUCUUUAUAAAGAGCCUCUGUGUAUAGAAAAGAGAAAACUUCGUAGUCUGCUCCAACUAUGCAGCUCCCUGUGUAUUCCUUCAGCUUACCAUGCAUUUUAUGAAAAUUUGAGGUCUGCGGAAGAAGUCCCUCCAAGCCAUUCAGAUGAUGAAGAUACUAACUGA
Molecule: messenger RNA, 2334 nt
Organism: Ceutorhynchus assimilis (cabbage seed weevil)
Lineage: Eukaryota; Metazoa; Arthropoda; Insecta; Coleoptera; Curculionidae
Source: the annotation of a GenBank genome assembly